Messenger RNA from Lontra canadensis (Northern American river otter), 1666 nucleotides. It is a transcript of the gene EMP1, whose product is annotated as epithelial membrane protein 1. The record is from RefSeq and is a predicted model, not a curated record. The coding region runs from base 222 to 704 and encodes 160 amino acids. NCBI's taxonomy places the organism in Eukaryota, Metazoa, Chordata, Mammalia, Carnivora, Mustelidae. The transcript is spliced from 5 exons. Gene Ontology annotation, cellular component: plasma membrane.
AGAAACUCCUUUAAAACAGAGUGAAAAGAAACCGCCCAUCACACACCCCAGCACACCAGCGCUGGAAACUUAUAACCCCGGGAAGCAGGUCCCUCCCCUCACUGCGGUCACAUACCUCCAGAAGAGCGGACAGGGCAGCCACCAGCUCCUGCUACUCAGGGCACUUCAUUCCCCGGAAUCCUCAGAACUCUCGUUGCUCUUCGAGGCAUCAAGAAGCCAAGAUGUUGGUAUUACUGGCUGGUAUCUUUGUGGUCCACAUCGCCACUUGCAUCAUGUUAUUUGUCAGCACCAUUGCCAACGUCUGGGUGGUUUCCGAUGAUAGACAAGGAUCAGUCGGUCUUUGGAAAAACUGUACCGUUGGUGGCUGUGAUUACGUGCUGUCAUAUGCCAGCGAAGAUGCCCUCAAGGCGGUGCAGGCCUUCAUGAUCCUCUCCAUCAUCUUCUCCGUCAUCUCCCUCGUGGUCUUUGUGUUCCAGCUCUUCACCAUGGAGAAGGGAAACCGCUUCUUCCUUUCCGGGGCCACCAUGCUGGUGUGCUGGUUGUGUAUUAUGGUCGGAGUGUCCAUCUAUACUCAUCAUUAUGCCGGUGGUUAUGGGACCAGCUACUCCAAAAGUCACCAUGGCUACUCUUUCAUCCUGACCUGGAUCUGCUUCUGCUUUAGCUUCAUCAUUGGCGUGCUCUAUCUAGUCCUGAGAAAGAAAUAAGGCCAAAGGAGUUCAUGGGGAUCCUGGGGCAGGGGGUGGGGAGAAGGAAGCCGUUGAAUCUGGGAGGGAAGUGGAAGAUACCACGCAGGAAAACCCAAGGGGGGGUGGGGAGGGGAAGGAGGGUGGGAGAGGCUGGAAAUCCAAACCAUUCCUGGGAAGGUUCUCUACCAUGGAGCUCCUGCCCUAGGGAGGGAGUAGUUGGCUACUCUCUGCUACUCUCUCAGCUGGAGAGCCUCUCUCCAGCCACCAGACUUGGCCUCCAGCUGUUCUUAGUUACACACACUGCCUGGGGACCCACCAGCUGCCGCACCACUGGCUCCACUCCUGAGGCUGAACUCUGGGUCUCGCAUUGCGGUCCUCAGACAUAUUGCAUCAAGUUAAAAUAGCGGUACAAGUUCCAGCAAGCACAGAUCUUGUUUUUGUGUUGAUUGUGCUAAGCCUGGAAGCCAUCCCGCCUUUCUGACCCAAAGCAGAACAUCACAUUCCAGUCUGAAGGGCCUGUAGGAGGGGGCUUUGGCCUGUGAGCCAUUAGCCCUCUUUAGAACAGAUAUUUAACUCUGUGGAACUCAGUGGUAUUUGUGAUGAAAUGGGAGAAAGACAUAGAGUCCUAAGGCCAAGUUGGUGGGUGAGUUAAACCAAGAAGGAGGACUUUUCCCAGGGGAAGGCCUGGGGGCUGGUCAGAACCCAGACUGGACCUCACACAGUUGUCCCUCACAGAGAACUCCUGUUGUGGACUUUGUUAGGCCUCUUGCUUAAAGCCAAAGCAGCUCUUUUGGCAUUUCUGUAGCCACUCAUGACCAGUUCUGUGGUGAAAGCACCACACAAAUGAUGAGACCAAGGGGCAGUCUCAUGACAGUGCUACAGUAGGGUUGUUUUUAGGAUCCCCUGUUCAUGCAAUCAGUGUUUCUUUUAAGCACAUACUGGGAGAGAGAUGGACAUGGCUUCUUAUAACAUGAUUUAUU